Brassica oleracea var. oleracea is the source of this 1468-nucleotide messenger RNA. Its product is annotated as serine/arginine-rich splicing factor SR45-like. The transcript has 12 exons. Gene Ontology annotation, biological process: mRNA splicing, via spliceosome. The record is from RefSeq and is a predicted model, not a curated record. Gene Ontology annotation, cellular component: nucleoplasm; cytoplasm; ASAP complex. Bases 87 to 1319 code for a protein of 410 amino acids. Lineage: Eukaryota; Viridiplantae; Streptophyta; Magnoliopsida; Brassicales; Brassicaceae. Gene Ontology annotation, molecular function: RNA binding.
CAAUUUUUUUUUCUAUCCGCUAGGGUUUUGAAGCAGAGAGGUUUCGCUUUCGCUUUCGCUUUCGCUUUCGCUCGAUAAUCGCGCCCAUGGCGAAACCAAGCCGUGGCCGUCGUUCUCCAUCCGCCUCCGGGUCCUCAUCUCGUUCCAGCUCCAGAUCUCGUUCCCGCUCCGGUUCGAGUCGGUCCAGGUCUCUUUCUUCGUCAUCUCCUUCCCGUAGCGUCAGCUCAGGGAGUCGCAGCCCUCCUCGUCGCGGAAAAAGUUCUGCUGGGGCUGCUAGGCGAGGUCGCUCUCCUCCUCCUCCAAAAGGAGCCUCUUCACCCUCUAAGAAAGCUAGUACGCCUAUUCAGGAAUCACUUGUUCUCCAUGUUGAUUGUCUUAGCAGGAAUGUGAACGAAGGCCAUCUCAAAGAGAUAUUUGGAAACUUUGGUGAAGUUGUACACGUAGAACUUGCGAUGGAUCGAGCUGUUAAUCUUCCAAAAGGAUAUGCUUAUGUUGAGUUCAAAGCAAGAUCUGAUGCUGAGAAAGCUCAGCUUUCUAUGGAUGGUGGCCAAAUUGAUGGAAACUUUGUUAAAGCAAAGUUCACUCUACCACCGCGUCAGAAAGUACCUCUACCUCCACCUCCUAAGCCUGUUUCUAGUGCACCAAAAGGAGAGGCUCCAAAAUCUGAUAAUGCCAGUGCUGACGUUGAGAAAGAUGGGCCCAAACGCCCAAGAGAGACUUCUCCGCUACGGAAAACAUCACUUUCUCCAAGAAGGCGAUCACCACUGCCUAGGAGAGGCGCAUCACCUAGGAGAUUGCCUGUUUCUUCUCCUCGCCGGAGGCCUAGCUCUCCUAUCCGCCGUCGCGGUGAUACGCCACCUAGACGCAGGGCAGGAUCGCCAUUUAGAGGCCGUUCUCCAUCUUCUCCCCCUCCAAGACGACAAAGAUCUCCUCCAAGGGGCUCCCCUAGAAGAAUCCGUGGCAGUCCUGUUCGAAGACGGUCUCCUCCUCCUCUAAGGCGAAGGUCACCUCCAAGAAGGCUACGCAGUCCCCUCAGAAGAUCUCCUAUCCGCAGACGUAGCCGAUCCCCAAUUCGUAGACCUGUUCGCUCUCGUUCAAAGUCCAUCUCACCCCGCAGGGGAAGAGUUCCAGCUGGGAGACGUGGGAGGUCAUCAUCUUACUCUAGUUCCCCAAGUCCCAGAAGGGUUCCUAGGAAGAUCUCACGGAGCCGCAGUCCUAGGAAGAUUUCAAGGAGCCGCAGUCCGAAGAGGCCACUGAGAGGAAAAAGAAGCAGCAGUAACAGCAGCAGUAGCAGCUCACCGCCUCCUCGCAAAACAUAAUGUAAUAAAUCUCCAUUCAUCAUGUCUCGGCAGAAGUUUCACCAGUAACCAAUUGAGAGUUGUGGCUAUAAUGUUGGAUGUUUCUCCAGUGAUUUGGAUUUCAGUAGUCUUAUUUUAUGAGUUAUGAUGACGACAGACUUUGAUUUUUA